This is a messenger RNA of Scleropages formosus (Asian bonytongue), 3474 nucleotides long. It is a transcript of the gene lrrn1, whose product is annotated as leucine rich repeat neuronal 1. Gene Ontology annotation, molecular function: protein binding. The transcript is spliced from 2 exons. Gene Ontology annotation, cellular component: extracellular matrix. The record is from RefSeq and is a predicted model, not a curated record. Lineage: Eukaryota; Metazoa; Chordata; Actinopteri; Osteoglossiformes; Osteoglossidae. The coding region runs from base 634 to 2784 and encodes 716 amino acids.
GGGCUCGCGAAAGGCUGACGGGCACGAGCUCGCAGCCAAUCGCGCGUCGGGAAUCAGCUGACUCGCGCGGACAGCGCCAGGUGCUCCUCGCGCGUUCAGUAAACUGAGCGGCGUCGCGCGGGCGGUUAGUGAUGAGCGAAGGAACUGCGAGCGGCGACGGGAGGAUUUCGUCUGUUUGCAGCACCACGGCUUUUAUUCCAUUUUGCCGAUUCUUACUGAAUGCAUGCGUGGUUUAAACUAAGCGGAACGUUUCAUUUCUUACGCUUUACGUCUGCAACGUCGCGCUGGUCCAGUCUUAAGAGAUCUUUUCUUCUGCGCAUCGUUUUUUUUCUCCUCACACCUGCGUAGUGUGACGAGCUCUUACUCGUGGGAGUCCCUGCAAAGAGGUCGCUGCCAUGCUGCUGAGGCCUGUCCUCUAGUCUGGUGGAAACUUGAGAAAAAAGGGAUUCCCAGAAGUGGAAGCAAGACAUUGAAUCAUUGCUGGCUACUUAUAUUUUGAGCUGCUCUCUCUUUUUGGAAUUAAAAUACGAAUGAGCACUUCUGGCUGAAGAGAGUGGCACAUCUUUUCUCAAGGGCACUCUGUCCAGGAUUAUUUCCUUUUUUUUCUCACAGGGAACUGAUAGACAGGACAGUAUGAGUGCAGCUGUUGCUCAUUCUUUGCAGUACCAGCUAUGUUUGGGGCUGCUGCUGGCACUAGCGGAACUAUCUUCCGUGCAAAGCAGCCAGUGUCCACACCUGUGCGUGUGUGAGAUCCGGCCCUGGUUUACACCUCAGUCCACCUACAGGGAAGCCACCACAGUGGACUGUAAUGACCUGCGUCUUACCCGCAUCCCCAGCAACCUGUCCACCGACACACAGGUGCUGCUCCUGCAAAGCAACUAUAUUGCUAGGACCAAUGAGGAGCUGGAGCUGCUUUUCAACCUCACCGAGCUGGACCUUUCCCAAAACAACUUUAGCAGCAUCCAAGAUGUGGGCUUGAUCAAUAUGUCGCAGCUGACUACAUUGCACCUAGAGGAGAACCAGAUCUCAGAGAUGCCUGACUACUGUCUGCAGGACCUCACUAAUUUGCAGGAGCUGUACAUAAACCACAACCAGAUCAGCUCCAUUUCAGCCAAUGCCUUCUCUGGCCUGCAGAAUCUGUUGCGCCUUCACCUCAACUCAAACAAGCUGAAGCUUAUUGAUAGCCGAUGGUUUGAGUCCACUCCUAAUCUGGAGAUCCUCAUGAUUGGAGAAAACCCUGUCAUUGGCAUUCUAGACAUGAAUUUCAAGCCGUUGGUUAACCUAAGAAGCCUGGUGCUUGCUGGCAUGGAGCUGACUGAUAUUCCAGCAAAUGCACUUGUGGGUUUAAACAGUUUAGAGAGUCUCUCAUUUUAUGACAACAAACUUGUCAGAGUUCCACACCUUGCUCUACAGAAAGUUCCUAAUUUGAAAUUUUUAGAUUUGAAUAAAAAUCCUGUCCACAAAAUUCAGGAAGGAGACUUUAGAAAUAUGCUUCGUUUAAAAGAGCUUGGUGUGAAUAAUAUGGUAGAGCUGGUCUCCAUUGACCGCUAUGCGCUUGAUAACCUCCCAGAGCUGACUAAAUUGGAAGCCACCAACAACCCCAAGCUUUCUUAUAUCAAUCGUCUGGCGUUUCGGGAUGUCCCAUCUCUUGAAAGCCUCAUGCUGAACAACAAUGCCUUGAAUGCACUUUACCAGAAGGCUAUAGAGUCACUCCCCAAUCUGCGCGAGAUCAGUAUUCACAGCAAUCCUCUGAGGUGUGACUGUGUCAUUCAGUGGAUGAACUCUAACAAAACAAGCAUUCGUUUCAUGGAGCCCCUCUCUAUGUUCUGCGCUAUGCCACCAGAGUACAGAGGCCGACAUGUACGUGAGGUGCUAUUGCAGGACCCUUCCGACCACUGUCUGCCAAUGAUCUCUCAAGACACCUUCCCCAACCACCUUAACCUGGACAUUGGUAUGACUGUUGACUUGGACUGCCGUGCUAUGGCUGAACCUGAGCCAGAGAUCUACUGGGUGACACCACUUGGGAACAAAGUCACAGUAGAUACCUUCUCUGAUAGGUACCAGCUGAGUAACGAGGGUACUUUGCGCAUCUCUCAUGUGCAGGUAGAGGACUCGGGCCGGUAUACUUGUGUUGCCCAAAAUACCGAAGGUGCUGACACACGGGUUUCUACGAUACGAGUCAAUGGGACCCUGCUGGACAGCAUACAGGUCAUGAAGAUCUAUGUAAAGCAGACAGAGUCUCACUCAAUCCUGGUGUCCUGGAAGGUCAACUCUAACGUUAUGACCUCCAACCUGAAAUGGUCUUCGGCAACCAUGAAGAUUGACAACCCGCACAUCACAUACACAGCAAGAGUCCCAGUGGAUGUCCAUGAGUACAACUUGACCCACCUGCAGCCCUCCACAGAGUAUGAGGUGUGUCUUACAGUCUCCAAUAUCCAUCAGCAGACUCAAAGGUCUUGUGUCAACGUCACCACAAAGAAUGCUGCCUUUGCAAUAGAUAUUUCAGAUCAAGGAACCAACACUGCCCUGGCAGCUGUUAUGGGGACAUUGUUUGCCAUCAUCAGUCUAGCAUCCUUUGGAUUAUACAUCACUAAGAGGUGGAAAAGAAAGAACUACCAUCAUUCUUUGAAGAAGUACAUGCAAAAAACCUCAUCUAUUCCCCUGAACGAGCUUUAUCCUCCCCUCAUUAAUCUGUGGGAGGCAGACAGCGAGAAGGACAAAGAGGGAUCCUUGGAGAACAAACCCACCCAGGUAGACACAACACGGAGUUACUACAUGUGGUAAAUCCCCAAGACUUUGCUUCCAGUAGCACAAAGACACACUUUUGCAUUUUUGUGCAAAAGUUAAAAAGUAAGAAAAAAAAAAAAGGCAAUUUUUUGUAUUUUUAGCUUUGCUAAUUUGAGGCAGAGUGGUAAAAAACAAGAUUAUUUUUUUUUAGUAUAGCGUAUCGCCUUUUUUGGACACACAAUACGGAAACAUUGUUUAUCUUAGUUGCUGUGCUUUAAUUUUGUGAGGUGCUUCUUUAAUUGCACAGCUUUUGUGAAGCACUCUUGUUUAGAGUCAGCUAACACAGCAAUGAGCACUGAAGUCCUUCCUUGUCCAGCAGGUCAUUGAGAUUGCAAAGUUUCUUUCUUUCUUAUAAAACAGUUUAACUGUUGUCCACUGAAACAUUAACAAGUUUUGUUUAUGGACUUAUUUCAAAGCUGACAAAGGAGAUUAGACUUGAUAUACUGUCUAUGUUAGCAACUGUCCUGUAAUGUUGUAUCAACUAUAAUUUCAACUUUGGGAUUUUAACAAAAAAAAUUUCCAAAAUUACUUUGCAUAUAUGAAUAUUGUUUAGGAGCAAUAGAAAUGUGAAUGUUUGAUAACAUAGUUACUAGGUAAAUGGUCAGCUAAGCUUUUCACUUAAUUAUUCUUCCUUAGUUUUUCUUUUUAAUUUGCUAGGAUUUGUCAGUCAUCACGUUAUGUGAUUUA